Peronospora belbahrii is the source of this 276-nucleotide messenger RNA. NCBI's taxonomy places the organism in Eukaryota, Oomycota, Peronosporomycetes, Peronosporales, Peronosporaceae. The record is from the annotation of a GenBank genome assembly.
AUGUGUAUUUUGCAGGAAAGUAGACACCGAGCGCGAAGCCACCGGAGAAGCCCGCGGAUGACGGCACUUGAUCUUUAUGAUCUUAAGCAGUUGCCAAUACCACAACUUAACGUCUUGGCUAUCGAUCUUGCCGUCUCCAUUGGGGUCAACUUUAGUAAUCACGUCUUUCUGUACCUUGCCCCACUUAAUAUCGAUGUACCCGCUGUAGGCUGCCACCUGCGCCAUGACGAAUACGAAGCCUACCGCGCACGCCGCGGCCUUGCCCGCCUGCUUUAG